This is a messenger RNA of Ascoidea rubescens DSM 1968, 1257 nucleotides long. RefSeq lists its product as uncharacterized. Gene Ontology annotation, biological process: membrane organization; endoplasmic reticulum tubular network organization. The coding region runs from base 265 to 1032 and encodes 255 amino acids. The record is from RefSeq and is a predicted model, not a curated record. Lineage: Eukaryota; Fungi; Ascomycota; Saccharomycetes; Ascoideales; Ascoideaceae. Gene Ontology annotation, cellular component: membrane; endoplasmic reticulum. The transcript is spliced from 3 exons.
GCACAAUCAGCACAAUCGCCGAAUGCGGCAGGCGCCCCAUAUAGAGGGCCCUUUUGUGUUGAGUUUUCUCAAUCGGUAACUGUAGGGCCCUACCCAAAACGGUAGAAAAGGGCAAGGCAAAACGAAGCCAACGAAAAGAAAACAACGAAAGAAAGCAAACUGCUUUAGCCCCAACAAUACAAUCAGCUUUUGUUUCUUCUUUUGCAAUUGUUCUUUCUGCUUCCUACCAGUUCAUCCUUCUGAUUGUAUCCCAUCUGUUGCAUUAUGGCGUCUCAAGCUCAACCUUUACCCACUAUCAAAGAUAAUUUAAUUGCAUUGGCAAAAACUGCUCAAUUUGCAUGGUUUUCUGGUCACAUAAUUACUUUAACUAGUGCCUUUUGGUAUUUACUGUCCUUCAAGUCCAAUUCCUUGACUAAAUUUUGGUAUAGAUUAUUCUUUUUAGGAGUGAUUGAAUCCUUUGGCGUUAUCAUAUUCCAAGCUUACAAAUCAGGGCCAUUUAAUGUCAAAAAAAUUUUAAAUGAUGAUAACGUUCAAUAUCUUUAUGCUGCUUUGUUAUGGUUAUUCUCACCAAUUACCACGUUGGCAUUGUUUCCAUUUAUUUUUUUCUCAAUUUUCCAUACUUUAACCUAUUCAAGAGCCUGUUUAUUCCCUGCAUUGAAUAUUCAAUCUGAUUCUGCUAUCUCUAAGACCAUUGCCAAUUUCAUUAGAACUAAUAAUGACAAAUCAAUAAGAUUAGCUGCUAAUUUUGAAUUGAUAUUAUUUGUUUGGUUGUUUUUUAAAUUACUCACUUUUAAAUCGUCUGCUUGGUUAGAUUUUAUUCUUUAUUUUUUCUUUAUUAAAGUGAGAUACGAAAAAUCUGUUUUCAGCAGAGAAACAUUAUCUGAAUGGGUUGUUAGAGUUGAUUCAUUGGUUGCUGAUCCAAGGGUUCCUCCUCAAAUCAAAAACUAUUAUACUGAGUUUAAAACAAUUGCAAGAAAAACUUUAGGUAAACCAUUACUUUCUAGUCCUUCUGUUCCUUCAAAGAAGAACUAAUUUUAAUAAAUAAUUAUUAAUUGUUAUUAAUUACUAUUAACCAAUUAAAGAGAAGAGAAAAAAAAAUAUUAAAUUAUUACUAAAUUAUUACUAAAUCGUUAUUAAAUUAUAACUAAAUUAUAAUUGACAAUCAAAUCUUUUUAUUGUUUCAUUUGUAAUUUUUUUAUUGCUUUCGCGUUACUUUCCUUAUUACUUUAUCAUUUCUUUAUAAUUUUUAAAUUCGGG